AUGGCCAAUUACACCAUGGUGACUGAGUUUCUCCUCAUGGGCUUUGCUGAUAGGUGGGAACUUAGAUUGCUGCACUCCAUGCUAUUCCUUCUGAUGUACUUGGCUACUCUCAUAGGAAAUCUUAUUAUCAUCACUGCCACUAUACUUGACCAGAAUCUUCACACACCCAUGUACUUCUUUCUCAGAAAUCUGUCCAUCCUAGACAUGUGCUACAUUUCUGUCACUGUCCCAAAUGCCUGUGUCAACUUUCUCACUAACAACCGGGCCAUUUCGGUGGUUGGGUGUGCAAGUCAGAUCUUCUUGGUCAUUUAUUGUGCAUGUGUGGAACUUCUGUUCCUUACCAUCAUGGCCCAUGACCGCUAUGUGGCCAUCUGCCAGCCCCUCCACUACCCAAUCAUAAUCAAUCAUGAAUUUUGUGUGAGGAUGACACUAGUCUCCCUGGUUAGUGGUCUCAUUUAUGCAGGUGUGCACACUGGCAACACGUUCCGCCUGUCCUUCUGCCAGUCCAAUGUGAUUUAUCAGUUCUUCUGUGAUGUCCCCUCUCUGCUGAGGCUCUCAUGUUCUGACACCUUCGGCAAUGAGCUCUUAAGUUUUAUCGCUAUCAUGGGGGUUGGUGGCAGCUGCAUCAUUUUCAUUGCAAUAUCUUAUAUUCGAAUAUUUUCUAAAGUGCUCAAGUUUCCAGCAAGAGAGCAAGGAAAAGCCUUUUCCACCUGUGUCCCUCACAUCAUUGUAGUCACGGUCUUCCUCAGUUCUGGUAGCUAUGUGUAUCUAAAGCCCUUAGUUACAACAGAAUCAAUUCGAGACAUGAUUCUUUCUGUAUUUUAUGCCAUAGUUCCACCCUUUUUGAAUCCCAUCAUCUACAGUCUUAGAAAUAAACAGAUAAAGGAAACUAUGAAGAAGAUAAUAUUAAGAAAAAUUUAUGCUGAAAAAUUAUAA
Messenger RNA from Talpa occidentalis (Iberian mole), 936 nucleotides. RefSeq names its product olfactory receptor 14C36-like. Gene Ontology annotation, cellular component: membrane. Gene Ontology annotation, biological process: G protein-coupled receptor signaling pathway. Gene Ontology annotation, molecular function: G protein-coupled receptor activity; odorant binding; olfactory receptor activity. The transcript has a single exon. The record is from RefSeq and is a predicted model, not a curated record. Bases 1 to 936 code for a protein of 311 amino acids. Lineage: Eukaryota; Metazoa; Chordata; Mammalia; Eulipotyphla; Talpidae.